AUGGCCCAGGCGGAUAUUAUUCUCUACACCAACCAUCGGUGCCCCUUCGCCCACAGGGCUCACAUCACCCUCGCGGAACUCGGCCUCUCCUACAAGGAAGAGAUCAUUGACCUAGACACCCCGAGGACCCCCGAGUACCUCAAGGUCAACCCCCGCGGCCUGGUGCCCUCCAUCUCCUACAACGGAGAGAUCAUCACCGAGUCCGCCAUCGUCGCCCAGUUCCUGGCCGACACCUACCCGUCCGACUUCCUGCCUGCGUCGUCGGACCCCAAGGGUGCUCUCACCCGGGCAAGGAUCAACUUCUUCACGGAUGCGUGGUCGACCAAGGUUCAGUCGCAUAUCUUCAAGCUCACCUACUCUGCGUCUGUGAGCGAGGAGGUGGUCAAAGACGCUACCGCCAGCAUCGUCAAGGAGAUUGAGCCUCUCCUCUCCAACGCUGCGCCCUUCUUCAACGGCAGCGACAAGCUCACAUUCGCCGAGGCAAUCGUCGCGCCCUUUGUCAUCCGCUUCUUCACCCUGAGCAAGCACGGUCUCGUCCCCGCCAGCUUUCUCUCGACUCUUGAGAAGGAGGCUCCCAACUUUUACAAGUGGGCUCAGGCUGUGAACAAGCACCCGAGUGUGCUGUCCAUCUACAAUGAGGAUGUGAUUGUCGAUGGUACCAAGAAGCGGAUUGCCAAGCUCAAGGCUCAGGCUUGA
This is a messenger RNA of Fusarium keratoplasticum, 696 nucleotides long. RefSeq lists its product as uncharacterized. NCBI's taxonomy places the organism in Eukaryota, Fungi, Ascomycota, Sordariomycetes, Hypocreales, Nectriaceae. Gene Ontology annotation, cellular component: cytoplasm. The transcript is spliced from 3 exons. The record is from RefSeq and is a predicted model, not a curated record. The coding region runs from base 1 to 696 and encodes 231 amino acids.